AUGGAGCUUGGCAAGAAGGAGGGUGGUAGACCCGACUUGAUUGAGGGCUUAUUAAAGAAGAAGGACGAGUUGAAUAUCUCGUUCGAGACACUCGCGGCAAACAACAACACGCUUAUCAUCGGUGGUUCUGAGACGACAGCAACGCUACUAGCUGGAGUCACCUAUUAUCUCUUGAUGAAUAGGGACUGUCUGAGAAAGCUUACGGAUGAAGUACGCACAACUUUCAAGACGGAAGAGGAGAUUGAUUUGGUUUCCGUCAACAAGUUGACGUACAUGCUCGCCUGCCUGGACGAAGCACUCAGAGUAUAUCCUCCAGUCUCUAUGGGCCUCCCGAGAGUCACACCCAAAGGCGGAGCGACUAUUUGUGGCAAGUUUGUGCCUGAAAAUACCAUCGUGGCAAUUCAUCAAUGGGCCAUCAACCACAACGAGAAGUACUUCAAAGACCCGUACGGCUUCCACCCCGAGAGGUUCAUGGGAGACGAGGAAUUCGCAUCAGACAACAAGGAGGCUUUUCAACCUUUCCACAUUGGCUCAAAGAACUGCCUGGGGCGCAAUCAGGCCUAUGUUGAGAUGAGACUCAUUCUUGCUCGCCUGAUUUGGAAUUUCGAUGUCGAGAUUGACGAGGAGUACAAAGACUGGGCCCAGAAGCAGCAAGUCUUCAUUUCGUGGGAUAAGGGUCCCUUGAAGGCGCGCUUGACACCAGUAGCUCGAUAG
Molecule: messenger RNA, 714 nt
Organism: Colletotrichum phormii
Lineage: Eukaryota; Fungi; Ascomycota; Sordariomycetes; Glomerellales; Glomerellaceae
Product: cytochrome P450 ClCP1
Exons: 4
Coding region: 1-714 (237 amino acids)
Molecular function (GO): heme binding; monooxygenase activity; oxidoreductase activity, acting on paired donors, with incorporation or reduction of molecular oxygen
Source: RefSeq, a predicted model, not a curated record